AUGGCAAUUAACCGGAAGUAGCUCUAUUUCACUUUGACGUUGAAUCUUCCUAGCUUCUUUCGUGAACUAGCUGUUUUGACGAAAAACAUUAUAAAGUUGAUGUUAAGUUGUUUUCUCAGCCGGUAUGUCUAAAGAGGAGGACUCCAACUGGGCGGAUAUUCUCAAGAGAAGACUCGCCAACUAUAAAAAGGACGAGAGGAGUGAAGAUGAAAAGAAAGAGGAAGAAACUGAAAUGUUCACCAAAUAUUACACAGAAUGGAGAGGAGGUGUCGAUAAUGACAAAUCGUAUAAAACCAUACCACGGUUUUAUUAUAAGCUUCCAGCAGAGGAUGAAUUGCUCCUUCAGAAGCUCAGAGAAGAAUCCAGAGCCGUUUUCCUCCAGAGGAAGAGCAGAGAACUGUUAGAUAAUGAAGAGCUCCAGAAUCUGUGGUUCCUGCUAGACAAACACCAGGUGCCUCCAGUGAAUGGAGAUGAAGCCAUGAUCAACUACGAAGCUUACCUGCAGGUGGGGGAGAAGGCAGGAGAAAAGUGCAGAAAGUUUUUCACAGCCAGAGUUUACGGCAAACUGCUGCACAGUGACCCGUACGGCCGAAUAUCCAUCAUGCAGUUCUUUAACUACGUUAUGAGGAAAGUUUGGUUGCAUCAGACCCGAAUUGGCCUGAGUCUGUAUGAUGUAGCGGGACAAGGAUACCUGAGAGAAUCAGAUCUAGAGAACUACAUCCUAGAGCUGAUCCCGACUCUACCUCAGCUGGACGGACUGGAGAAAUCGUUUUAUUCUUUCUACGUCUGCACGGCUGUUCGCAAGUUUUUUUUCUUCCUCGAUCCGCUUCGGACCGGAAAGAUUAAAAUUCAAGAUAUCUUGGCCUGCAGUUUCCUGGAUGACUUGCUGGAGUUGAGAGAUGAGGAGUUGUCUAAAGAAAGCCAAGAGUCAAACUGGUUCUCGGCCCCGUCGGCUCUCAGAGUCUACGGUCAGUACCUCAACCUGGACAAAGAUCACAACGGGAUGUUGAGCAAAGAAGAGCUGUCUCGUUACGGCACGGCGACGCUCACCUCCGUCUUUCUGGACCGCGUGUUUCAGGAAUGCCUCACCUACGAUGGGGAAAUGGACUAUAAGACCUACCUGGACUUUGUGUUGGCUCUGGAAAACAGGAAGGAGCCGGCGGCGUUGCAGUAUUUAUUUAAGCUUCUGGACAUGGAGAAUCAAGGUUACGUCAACGUUUUCACCCUCAACUACUUCUUCAGGGCCAUUCAGGAGCAGAUGAAGGUGCACGGUCAGGAGCCCGUCUCCUUCCAGGAUGUGAAGGAUGAGAUCUUCGACAUGGUGAAGCCCAAAGACCCCUAUAGGAUCACUCUCCCGGACUUGGUUAACUGUUGCCAGGGCGACACGGUGGUCAGCAUCCUGAUUGACCUUAACGGCUUCUGGACCUAUGAGAACAGAGAGGUGCUGGUUGCCAACGACAACGACGGCAACACAGCUGAGCUCGAUGACACUUGAAGAGAUCUGAGCAGGAGAUGUUAGGAGACUCAUUUCUGCAGAAUUCGAGAGAAAUGAUAAAAAUGGUUUUGUCUUUUCUGAUAUUGACCCUUAAACUGGGAUUUAUUAUCAAACACUUAUCCUAACAACCGUUACAUCACUUUCUGUUGAUUGUUUUUAUUUGAAAAACUUGUUUAUGAAUUUUAACUAUUUUUCCAGACGAUGAAGUUAUAAAAAAUAAACUGUACAUAAAAUCUAA
Molecule: messenger RNA, 1733 nt
Organism: Nothobranchius furzeri (turquoise killifish)
Lineage: Eukaryota; Metazoa; Chordata; Actinopteri; Cyprinodontiformes; Nothobranchiidae
Gene: ppp2r3c
Product: protein phosphatase 2, regulatory subunit B'', gamma
Biological process (GO): microtubule cytoskeleton organization; T cell homeostasis; cortical cytoskeleton organization
Cellular component (GO): centrosome; spindle
Source: RefSeq, a predicted model, not a curated record